CCAUUUACUAUCUCAAACAUUACUCUAUCAAACAGAUUGAACAACCAUGGAAAGUAACAUAUUCAAUUUGAUCAAGAUUUGUCCCAUAAUUAUCAUAUCCUUAACCUACUCUUAUUGGAUUCGUACAUUUAUCCAACCAGGAACAAAAAGACUCCUCUGUCUUCUUCCCAUAAUUUGUCUCAAUCUCUUCAUUCCUCUCACUUUUACCUCUGUACAUUUAACAGGUACCUUAGGAUUCUUCUUUGCUUGGCUUGCAAAUUUCAAACUCUUACUCUUAUCUUUCAACAAAGGCCCUUUAUCCUCUCAGUCAUCAAUCUCUCUUCCACGUUUUAUAGUUCUUUCUUGUCUUCCAAUCAAGAUCCAACAAAAUAGUAAAACUAAUAAAACCUCAAUUCCAGAUCUAACAAAUGGAUCAAAAAGAUCCAAUUUUGAAACAAAUAGUAACACCCCAUUUCUUCAAUAUCCCAUAAAGAUUAUUCUUUUGGGAAUUUUGGUUAAGAUUUAUGAUUACAGUGAAAAUAUUCACCCAAAAGUUAUCUUAGUUAUGUAUUGUUUUCAAAUCUAUUUUAUGUUGGAGAUAAUCUUAGUAAUUUUUGCAACAAUGGCUAGAACAAUUUUGGGAUUAGAAUUAGAGCCACAGUUUAACAAUCCAAUUCUCUCAACAUCACUUCAAGAUUUCUGGGGAAGAAGAUGGAACCUAAUGGUCACAAGCAUCAUGAGACCAACAGUUUAUGAACCAACGUUAAAAGUAGCAAAGAAUCUCGUUGGUCUUAAGUGGGCCACACUAGUAGCUGUGUUUGGAACAUUUGUGGUUUCUGGUUUGAUGCAUGAGCUUAUAUUGUUUUAUUUGGGAAGAUUGGAACCAACGUUUAAGAUGUUUGGUUUUUUUGUUUUUCAUGGAGUUUGUUUGACGGUGGAGAUUGUUUUGAAGAAGGUUGUUACCGAUAGGUGGCGGUUGCCGAGGUUUGUGUCUGGGCCGUUGACCGUUGGAUUCUUCUUUGCAACGUGUUUUUGGUUGUUUCUUCCAGAGUUUAUUCGGUGUCGGGUUUUUGUUAUGGCGUCUGAAGAGUACGCUGCUUUAGGUGUGUAUGUCAGAAAUCUCACUUCUGUGUUUUAAAAGUUGUUUUUUUGUUGUUAUUAACUUAUUAUAGAAUCCGUCAAUAAAAAAAAAACUUAUUAUAGAAAUUGCUUAAAAAAGAAACUUAGAAAUGAAUAUAUUUUUGCUAUCGUUUGUUUUCACCACCAAUAUCCGGACUGCCUAAUAUGGUUAGGGUCAGUUCUGACAUCAAUAGUUUCAGUUCUCUCCCGAUCGCAGUUGUGAUCUUCUCUAUCAAGUUCAGCGUCAAUCACCACUGAACCAACUAACGAUUGGUUGAAAUGGAUAGUUUAAUUUUCAAUUCAUGGCUUAUGUGUAUGAGAAAAUUUAUUUUGAAGGAGAGAAUUCAUUUUGUAUAAUUCAUUCUUCAAUGAAGAUUUGUUUGUUUACGACAAUGAAAACUUCAAUAGUAAU
Molecule: messenger RNA, 1510 nt
Organism: Trifolium pratense (red clover)
Lineage: Eukaryota; Viridiplantae; Streptophyta; Magnoliopsida; Fabales; Fabaceae
Product: acyl-CoA--sterol O-acyltransferase 1-like
Exons: 2
Coding region: 47-1117 (356 amino acids)
Biological process (GO): lipid metabolic process
Source: RefSeq, a predicted model, not a curated record